This is a messenger RNA of Gloeophyllum trabeum ATCC 11539, 957 nucleotides long. RefSeq names its product endo-beta-glucanase. Gene Ontology annotation, biological process: glucan catabolic process. The record is from RefSeq and is a predicted model, not a curated record. The transcript has 10 exons. The coding region runs from base 1 to 957 and encodes 318 amino acids. Gene Ontology annotation, molecular function: hydrolase activity, hydrolyzing O-glycosyl compounds. NCBI's taxonomy places the organism in Eukaryota, Fungi, Basidiomycota, Agaricomycetes, Gloeophyllales, Gloeophyllaceae.
AUGAAGACGACAACCUCGGUCCUCCAGCGGUGCCUCUGCCUGUUCACUCUGACCAUCCCCGUCCUGAGCGCGACAUACUCCCUCUCCGAUAAUGUCGUCGGCAGCGGAUUCAACAGCUUCUUCUCCUACCAAGCCAUCUCCGACCCCACACACGGCCGAGUAAACUACGUCGACAAAGGCACAGCACAGAGCAAGAAUCUCACCUACGCCUCCGGCAACACGUUCAUCCUGCGCGCGGACCACACCACGACUCUCAGCGCCAGCGGACCCGGGCGAGAUUCGGUGCGGUUGCAGUCGAACAAGCAGUAUAGCACCCACGUCGCCGUGUUUGAUAUGCGACAUAUGCCCCAGGGAUGCGGGACCUGGCCGGCAGUCUGGGAAGUCGGCAACAACUGGCCUAACCAGGGAGAAGUAGACAUCGUCGAGGGCGUGAAUGACCAAAGCCCGGACCAAGUCACCCUACACACCAGCUCAGGCUGUACCAUGCCUUCCUCGCGGUCCAUGACAGGAUCGUCCACUGGCACCAACUGCGACACCGCCGCUACUAAUAACGCAGGGUGCGGCGUCAAGGUGAACGGCGCCAACAGCUACGGGCCCGCGUUCAACAGCAACGGCGGCGGGUGGUACGCCGUCGAGCGUACCAACUCUGCCAUCAAGGUCUGGUUCUGGCCGCGGAACAGCGGGAGCGUGCCCAGCGACGUGCGCAACGGGGGGAACAGCGUCAACACCGGGAACUGGGGUACGCCGAGCGCGCUCUUCCCGAGCACCAGCUGCGACAUCAGCUCGCAUUUCGGCCCGCACAAUAUCAUCAUCAACUUGACUUUCUGUGGCGACUGGGCAGGUUCGGUCUACAGCUCGAGCGGCUGCCCCGGGUCUUGUGUCGAUUAUGUGAACAAUAACCCUUCGGCGUUUAACAACGCAUACUUCGACUUCGCCGCGAUCCGGGUCUAUACCUGA